Molecule: messenger RNA, 816 nt
Organism: Boleophthalmus pectinirostris (great blue-spotted mudskipper)
Lineage: Eukaryota; Metazoa; Chordata; Actinopteri; Gobiiformes; Gobiidae
Gene: kcnmb3
Product: potassium calcium-activated channel subfamily M regulatory beta subunit 3
Exons: 4
Coding region: 1-816 (271 amino acids)
Biological process (GO): detection of calcium ion; potassium ion transport
Cellular component (GO): voltage-gated potassium channel complex; membrane
Molecular function (GO): calcium-activated potassium channel activity; potassium channel regulator activity
Source: RefSeq, a predicted model, not a curated record
AUGUUUUUGAACACAGCAUCUCCCCGGAGGUCAUUCAACAUCCCCAUUAACAUCAAUCUGCAGGGUGCGCGCAGACGUCAGACACGAGAGCUCCUGAAUGCAGCAGCUGCUCCGGAGCAGGAGUGGAGCAGAGGAGUGGACCUGCACAGAGCCUACCGCAGCCGGACUCCCAUGUCUGUGUCCAGUAUCGGGGAGGAUAGAGCCAUCCUGCUGGGAUUCACUAUGAUGGCUUUUGCUGUGCUCAUGUUCUGUGUGGUCGGAUUCACCAUUGUCAAGCCGUACAUCAACAGUGACUGGGAGAUGCAAGUCAACUGCACCCUGGUUCACACACAGGUGCUGGACGAGUGGGUGAGCUGCAGAGGCGUGAGCACCGUCCCAUGUCUCCGAGCCAUGGUCAACCUUAGCGGGACAGCACCCAUGGGACAAACAGGACAGGGACUGCUACAUUACGACGAGGAGGCUGUGCUUCUCACUCCAGAGUGUUUCUAUGUACCUAAAUGUCAGCUGGAUGCUCCGGCUCUUGUCGCAGAAGUGGAGCAGGUGAAGAGGAGUUUAGACACCUACCUGGGGAGGACUUUUACCUGCCUCACUGACCAAUCACAGCAGCCCAAAGAUGGGAUUCUGGAGCGAAAAUACAGCCUCCAGACUGCCCUGCUGGCUCUGCUCUGGCCCUGCCUGAUGCUGGGGGGCGGGGUCCUGCUGGUGGCUCUGGUCAAACUCACCCAGUACCUGUCCCAUCUGAGCAGCGAGGUAGGGAACAAACAAACUAAACUGUAUACACUACUCAGGAAGUCCAGUCUCCUGUCUCCUGCCUGA